Uranotaenia lowii is the source of this 769-nucleotide messenger RNA. Its product is annotated as histone H2A. NCBI's taxonomy places the organism in Eukaryota, Metazoa, Arthropoda, Insecta, Diptera, Culicidae. The transcript has a single exon. The coding region runs from base 26 to 400 and encodes 124 amino acids. Gene Ontology annotation, cellular component: nucleosome. The record is from RefSeq and is a predicted model, not a curated record. Gene Ontology annotation, molecular function: structural constituent of chromatin; DNA binding; protein heterodimerization activity.
GCUACUCUAAACUCAACUCAUCAAAAUGUCUGGCCGCGGCAAAGGAGGAAAAGUCAAGGGAAAGGCAAAGUCCCGAUCAUCUCGUGCCGGACUUCAGUUCCCAGUUGGUCGUAUCCAUCGUCUGCUCCGCAAGGGCAACUACGCAGAACGUGUCGGAGCUGGAGCUCCCGUCUAUCUGGCCGCUGUCAUGGAAUAUCUGGCAGCUGAAGUGCUGGAAUUGGCAGGAAACGCCGCUCGUGACAACAAGAAGACCCGUAUCAUCCCGCGUCAUCUUCAGCUGGCCAUCCGCAAUGACGAGGAGUUGAACAAACUGCUCUCGGGCGUCACCAUCGCUCAGGGAGGUGUUUUGCCCAACAUCCAAGCCGUUCUGCUGCCCAAGAAGACCGAAAAGAAGGCUUAAACUGGAAUCGUCUCUACUCACAACCAAACCGUCCUUUUCAGGACGACAAAUUUGUUUUAUAAGAGUUGGUUGGUGCUUAUGUCCUUACAAAUUCGACAAAUCAUUAGCGUAAGCUGAACACCUUAUUUAAUGUAAUAAUGUAAUAAAAAUGGAAUAUUGGAAAUGUGCAAACAUAUUAAAAAACAGUAUGAAGACGUGCAGCGCCUAGGAAAUGUCCUGCAUCGCAUUCAACAUUUCAUUGAGCAUACUAUUGCUUACUCAAAUACUGCGUUUUAAGAAAUCAGUUCAGUUGUAGUUACUGUAGUAUCUGAACUUAAUAUGAAAUGCUUUUUUUAGCAAGCUGGCUAAUCAAAUUACCUUUCAGAUGAG